Messenger RNA from Vicia faba (fava bean), 414 nucleotides. The record is from the annotation of a GenBank genome assembly. Lineage: Eukaryota; Viridiplantae; Streptophyta; Magnoliopsida; Fabales; Fabaceae.
AUGGUCACCCAUAAAAAGAAGAAUGGGCAGUGGGUUGCCCGUCGUGUAGAGAAUACACAUGAUGAUUAUGUGAAACAUCUAACACAAGCCACCCAAAAUGGUAAUAAUGUGGAUGGGUCGGAAAAGCUAAAAUUAUGUAAAGAAGCUGUCGGCGGUAAGUCACGAGGCCGAUGUUAUGGAACUGUCCGAAUGGCAGUCAACAUACAUUAUGGAGUGUCUUACUUGACACAAGUGACCAUUUCAAACUCGAAUAAAGAAGAGGAGAGCCAAGCCAUUGAGAUGGCUAGAGCAGAGGCUUCUAGAGCACGUGAAGAGGCUGCAUUAGCUAAUGCGCAUGCAGAUGAAGCGAAUGUGAAUGCAAGAGAAGCUAUGGCUGAGACAGCAGAAUUGAAAAGGAAAUUUGAAGAAAUUUAG